This is a messenger RNA of Falco peregrinus (peregrine falcon), 4434 nucleotides long. RefSeq names its product complement C1q like 2 (gene C1QL2). The transcript is spliced from 2 exons. Gene Ontology annotation, molecular function: protein binding. NCBI's taxonomy places the organism in Eukaryota, Metazoa, Chordata, Aves, Falconiformes, Falconidae. The coding region runs from base 356 to 1174 and encodes 272 amino acids. The record is from RefSeq and is a predicted model, not a curated record.
CGGGGGCGAGGGGCAGAGCCGGGCACCCGCUGGGCGCGGCGACGCCCCCGCGCCGGCCCAGCCCCGCCGGGCGGACGGGGGCGCCGAGUCCCCUCGGAGCGGAGCGGGGCGGCGGCGGCCCUCGGCGGCGGCAUGGCGGGGCGAGCGGCCGGCCGGCGGGCGGGCUGAGGCGGGGGCCGGGCGGGGAGGCGCCGGCGGCGGGGUCUCACCGCCUUUUCUUGCCGUCCCCCGCAGGGAGCGGCCGGCCCCCCGCGCCACCAUUGCCUCGCACGGCAAGGAGGACCUGCUCGCCGUCGCCGCCCGGCUCUGGCAGCGGAGGAGGCGGCUGCUGGCCGCCGCCGGGCUCGCCCUGGCCAUGGCCGUCGCCCUGCUCGUCGCCGUGCCCCUGCUGCUGCUGCAGGCGCCCGCCGAGAGCGGCGCCCACUACGAGAUGAUGGGCACCUGCCGCAUGAUCUGCGACCCGUACAGCGGCGGGCGGCCGCCCGGCCCUGGCAGCACCGCCGCCGUGGAGGCCCUGCAGGACCUGGGCGCCAACCCCCCGCCGCCCUUCGUCCAGGGACCCAAGGGGGAGCCGGGCCGGCCGGGCAAGCCGGGCCCCCGCGGACCCCCCGGGGAGCCGGGGCCGCCGGGGCCGCGGGGCCCGCCGGGGGAGCGGGGCGACGCGGGGAAGCCGGGGCUGCCCGGGCUGGCGCUGGCGGGCGCGGGCGGCGGCGGGAGCGGCGGCGGGGCGGCGGCGGGCGGCGAGGCGGCGGGCGGGCUGAGCGCCGCCUUCAGCGGGCCGCGCAUCGCCUUCUACGUGGGGCUGAAGAGCCCCCACGAAGGCUACGAGGUCCUCAAGUUCGACGACGUGGUGACCAACCUGGGCAACCACUACGACCCGGCCAGCGGCAAGUUCACCUGCCAGGUGCGCGGCAUCUACUUCUUCACCUACCACAUCCUCAUGCGCGGCGGCGACGGCACCAGCAUGUGGGCCGACCUCUGCAAGAACGGGCAGGUGCGGGCCAGUGCCAUCGCCCAAGACGCAGACCAGAACUACGACUACGCCAGCAACAGCGUGGUGCUGCAUCUGGACUCCGGCGACGAGGUGUACGUCAAGCUGGACGGAGGCAAGGCGCACGGAGGCAACAACAAUAAGUACAGCACUUUCUCUGGCUUUCUUUUAUACCCUGAUUAACACAAUGAGCGAUGCGACACAACUGGCCCCGCCACGGAUGCGCGUGGGGUGGUCGGCGUUUCUGUACCCCAUCGUGCCGCAGUUCCUGCUGGUGUCAGCUGUCUCCACAGGUCACUUUAGCUUCAUUACCACUUUGCAUUUUUUUUUAAUUAUUUUUUUUUAAUCCCUGUGGAAACAAAAUAGACGUGAAACAAAGCGAUCCCCUUCCUUACUCUGCCCCGUUUCCCCUGAGCCUCUCCCUUUGUCAGCCCCGGUGUUGUGUGUGUCACAGGAGGAGCUCGGCAGCUUGCAACUCUCGAGCGGUUCCCAGGGGGUGUAACUACAGUUGGGACUGUGCCGCGCACAGUGUUUGAACCCACCACAUUUUUUCAUCAAUGAGUAUUAAUUAUGAUGAUGAAUUUCCAGGUCGACUAUUCACGAGGCGGGACUGGACCAUAACUGGUUUUUCCUCUGCUGCUUUGUUUGUAUGGGGUCAAGUGUAAACUUUUCUUUUCUGUGCAAUGCAAUGCUCGUUUGAAUGAUGGUUGUCAUUAAUGUCAAACUUGUUCCUGUCUGCAAAAGAAUCCAAUCGUUGACCACAAUCACCAAAAUACCACAUUAAAUUAUGUUUUUAGACAAUGCCUUCUUGCUUUCUGUCUCUUCCAGUGCUGCAAAGGAGUGCUGUGGUGGUGCCACGGGAAGGUGGGAGGUAAAGGAGGGGGUCACUUCAGUCCCUUAGGUUUGCAACAAAAUGUGAAGUUCAGAUGGGGCACCGUGCCUAGGUCUUGGUUGUUGUUCAAGGGGGCUGGGAAGAAGCAGAGGGAGAGGAAAAAAAGCUUCACAUUUAUGCAGUUUUGCAAAAAGAAGGCACACAGUCAUCAAGAGGCGGAAGUGGGGGUGUGGAGCAGAUCUAAGUGUAAACAGGUUUAGUGGGUCUGAGCCUGAUCCAGAGGUUAGUAAAGUACAGGGAAAGUGGUUCAAUCAGCGAGCGGUUAGGGGAAGCCAUGUGUCUGUAACACACCUGAUGAAUGUCAGGCAGCGGGGGAGAGAGUCUGUCUAAACCCCUGCACGUGCAGUGUGUGUAUGGGUUGGAAAUGGCACCUGACCGUAGGGAGGUCUGCACAGUCCCUGAGAUGGGCUGGGAGAGAAAGCUCACUGGAGACUGGCGGAUUCAGACCAUUUGGAAAGGUUUUCUCCUGCUGGUCCUCGGUAAACCCCAACCACUCAGGUCCUUUGAAGAGCGCACAGGUGUGUAACUAGUGCGUGUGGUUCUGACCCGUUGGUGGAGGGGUGCAUCUUUCAUCAUCACCUCAGCAGGUAACCUCCUCCAUUUGGGUUAACGGGUUGCUCUGCUGAAGCUAAAAGAGUGAAGCUGAUGAACAAAAGCUUUUGUUUUGCUGUCUUGUAAUUUCAUUUUUCCCUCCUGAAGGUCUUACCUCCCUGUCAGCUUACUGCCCUUUGCAGCAUUAAUGCAGCUGCACAGGUAAGAGAGGCAGGAGCUGGACUCCAGAGCUGCCUGGAGCUUUGCCCCUGCCCUGACAUUGCAGGAGGAAAGGGAACCACAGCUGGGAUGGACUUGUUCCAGCCCCACUUUGGGGCAGCCCGGUGAUGACUGAGCUCUUACGGUCUCUUCUGUCUCCUACCUAGUCCUCAGUGGGUAUUGUCUUCUCGUUGGCUGGAAGAGGAGGGUCAGAGAGAGAGCGCAAUUCCUCCCUUCAUCCCGUCCUCAAACAUGCCCCAGCUGAGGGAAGCAGAGUUCAUGAUGAGGUACAUGUGUUAGACACUUCUCAAUCUCUAAUGUCUUGUCGAUUUGUGCUAUUUAGAAUAUGAUUAAAAUCAGUGUCUGAGACCCAAAUGAAGUAUAAUUGCUAUGGAUCCUCAAUUCCCCCCAGAUCCGUAAUCCUUUUUGACUAUUCCUCCCCUCCCCUCUGACGAAAUGGAGCUUAGACACAAAGCCCUCGGUUUAAAUUUCAAAAAAUUAAAAUUGACAUGCAGCAGCAUUAGCAGGAGCCAGGAGGAAUUCUAAGGAGGUGCCUGGGCUCUGCUUUAUCCUUUGCAUUAAGAAGCAAUUUGUACUUCUAACAAAGACCCAACUGUUCCCCCUUGGCAAAAGGGCAAUGAAGAUGCCUUGCAAGGGAAUUGCUGUUCACAAUACUUAAACAAAUUUGAAUCUUAGAUUUUUAAAUCUGUAUUCCCUGGUGGAGCCUGCUCCUUGCAAUUCAAAUGCAGGGCUGGCGGUGUGUGCCUGCCAAGGUGUCAGUAGCUAAGCGGAUGAUGGAUUGAUGAGGCAAUGGGAAGACACAGGCUCACAGUGGCGGUUUGCCCCGACAGUGAUCUAUGUAUCUGCACAUUAUCAAUGUCAUGAGGAGGCUUGAACCACCCUCGCUAGAUGUCUCAUUUUCCACUUAUCUCUUAUGUACUAAUUAUCAGGCUGGAUUAUUCCCCAGGAUAGAAAAAAAAAAAUUGCUCAUUGCCACUCCACUGACAGUUUACACAAUCGAUAAAAUGAACGUCUCCCUCGGCUGCUCGCAGGCUUUUUUGUUUCCUCUCCUCAUUGCAGGGUCCUCCGAGAUUGCCUCUGUGGGGGGUUGAUGGCUCUCACCCAGCAUCUGCGGCAGUUGUGCUUGGACAGGCUCCUUCAUCCCAGUCAUCUUGGUAGUAGCUCAGUGUGUGGGUUGGGGUUUUUUUCUGAAGUAACACAAGGAAAAGCAAUUGGGAGAUGAAAAACUUCAGUGCUUGGCGGUGCAGCUGUCCAGAAAAACAGAGGCAGUGUUGCGGAUGGGGAUGGCAGUCCCUGUGCUGCAGGUGGCUCUGGGUGAGAGCAAGCAGCCCGUGGUGGGCUUGUAACCCUUUGGGCUUUGACAGAGUCCUCCUCCCUUUAGAUCUGGUCUUCGGGUUCUGUAUGUUCCACGGCACAAGGAGAAGGGGCUCUUUGUAGCAGGGAUACCCUGGUCCUCUGGUUUGGAUCAGAGGAGGAGAAUCAAUGUGUGUUCCAAGGCUGGCUUCAGCUUUCCCUGGGACUGGCUUUCCCAAAUGAUACUGGCAUCGCAGACAACCAUUAGCCAGCAUCUGCUCUGGAGGUCUGACCCCUCAGAGGUGUUAUUUUACUUGAUGAGUAGAACAAAUGCUUUUAAAAAUUGUCUGGUGAUGGGAUGUGCUUCAAAUAGGGAAGCCUCCCUGAAAGGAGUGGAAGGUUGGCAUUUUAGACAAAGGAUACUUCUGUUUUGUGCCCAGCUGCAUGCUCAAGUUAAAAUAAUAAAAAUGCUAAGAUAAAAAACAUA